AGCACAACCAAUCUCCAAUCUGCACCGCGCAACCCCCACCCAGACACAGUAUCCUCCUCGACGAGCCAGCUGUUGGCUUCUUGCCACGGCACCAUCUCAUCGGUAGAAGGCGUGUCCCCUGCCCGGAUUGCUCUGUGCGCCCCUUUGUCCUCCGGUGGGUGGUGGCGGCGCUCGGCCGACGACACUAAUGGCGGCUGCAGCCGUCAGGCAGCGCCCUGGGCCGGGGGGAACCCGCGCGCAGCUCCCGCCCUGUUACUACGAAGGAUACCUGGAGAAGCGAGGACCCAAAGAAAAGGCACCCAAGCGGCUGUGGACUUGUCUGUGUGGGAAUGCGUUGUAUUUCUUUAAUAAUUCCAAGGACACUCACUAUGUUGAGAAGCUGGACCUCAGCGGGUUUGUGUCCCUGAAGGAUGACUGCAGCCGGGACAAAAAUUUGGAAGCAGCCAGACUCAUCCUACGCAUGAAGGACGGAGAAACCAAAAUAACAGCACCAAAUCUAGAAUCAAGGGAGCUAUGGAAGGGUUUUCUCUUCUCUGUCAUCGAUCUGAAUGUACCAUCCAGUCUCACGUUGCUGCCUGGCCAGCUCCAAAUGCUGAGGGAGGUUGUGGACAAAGAAAGGUCCAGGCGGAGAAGUCGCACCCCCACAAGAGCACCUCCUUCGCCUCUCUCUGUCCCUUUAGUGGGAGAGAUCCCCCCGUGUUUUCGGCCAGUGUCACGAACUGAAGCCGAAGUCCUCUUAGAGAGACACCCAGAUUGUGGCAACAUGCUGCUGCGACCCGGGAGAGACGGAAGCUCAUUGGCUGUGACCACCCGCCAGGACCUCAACGGAUCUGUGUUCAGACACUACAGAGUCACACAGAGGGACCAGGGUGGCUAUGUGAUUGAUGUUGAAAAUCCAAUUCCCUGUGCAACGCUUCAUGAUGUCAUUGAUGCGCUGGUGGAGAAGACGGCCGGGACCCUGCAACCUUUCCUGCUAGAAGAACCUUAUGAGGAGAAUAUAACAUACGUUUCUGCUAAUGACGAGAAUGGAGAAAGGAUCCUCCACACCGCCCCCACCAGCCCCCUGCCAAAGGCUCCCACACUGCCCCCAAAGCAAGUUGGUGCUGAUCGUUGGCCCGGCAGCCCCCCACCCCGCUCCCCUGCUCCGGACCGCCGCAUCCUGACCUCGUCAGUGCCCGCCUCGCCCACUAACCCAAUGAGACGACUCAUCUUAUCACCUUCCCCUCUCGCACACUCUCUCAACGAGGAGCUCAAAAUGAAGCUGGAGAAGAGACGAGCCAGUCAGGAGUAAUGAACUAUUUUAGGGGGUGACGCUGGUGCCGAACCCGCUUCUCAUCGCAGCUACGAAUUCAUUCUGUGCCUUGUAGGUGGAACACAAAAAGCCGUACACGGCAGCCAGCAUCGCAUAGUUGUCGGAGGUGUGUUUGUCGGACUUGUUGCGAUCAAGACUGGUGUAGACACACUUGAUACUUGAACUGCGCAAAGUACUGUUUACGAACUAUCUCUGAGCACAAUUUUUUUCCCCUCACGACAGCCUCGACAACUCAGAAUCUGAUAAGUAGGGCCUACCGACUGACCCUGGUGCUGUUUUACAGAGCCGGUUGUUUUUUGUUAUGUUUUUUUUUUUUUUUUUUGCUCAAGUCAUGUAGCUGCUAAGUGACGUUUUCAAUUAACAGCGCCGUUGAGAAUAAAACAAUGCAACAACGUAAGAACUGAGGAACUUUACUGUAGCGAUGUAACUAGCCAAUUUACAAAUAGCAACUCUGUGUUACCUUCUCUACAACUGUGAGUGUGUGUGUGUGUUCCUGUGACUCACCGCCAUUUAGACAUGUCUGAAAAUCCCAGGUGACUCUUUCUAUGGAAAACCGUUUGAGCCUUUAUUCAAUGUCUUUGAGAUCCAAUUCAUGGUCCUUGUGAUAGUAAGCACCUUUUUCUCAUGAGGCAAUUCCCUGCACAACUUGGGUGUACUUGUAACAUUCAUUUUUCCACAGCUUGCGCAACUUUUGCCCAACUAGAAUACAAUAAAAGUUUACUAUACAGUGCUUGUAAACUACUGGGCUAAACCAGUCACAGCAGUUUGAGCAUUUAUUCGACAUCCAUGAUUUUCAGCUUGAGGUUGAUGUGUUAGUAAGGUUGCAUCUAGCGCUUCACUAAUGGGGUGUGAAUGUCAAUUUGUGCAGUUUUAGGUCACAAAUAAUAUGUACUUGUUCAACUAAUAUGCCAAAGUUGUCCUCCUAGUGUCCAGAAAUGUCAUGUAGGGAAUAAUAGUGUGUUGGGGGGGGGGGGGG
This is a messenger RNA of Syngnathoides biaculeatus (alligator pipefish), 2288 nucleotides long. It is a transcript of the gene stap2a, whose product is annotated as signal transducing adaptor family member 2a. Bases 188 to 1291 code for a protein of 367 amino acids. Lineage: Eukaryota; Metazoa; Chordata; Actinopteri; Syngnathiformes; Syngnathidae. The transcript has 11 exons. Gene Ontology annotation, molecular function: signaling adaptor activity. The record is from RefSeq and is a predicted model, not a curated record.